UGCGCAUGCGCCGCGGCUGUCACGACUCUGCUGCUGCUGCUGCUGCGUGCUGCAGGUGGAAACAUGGCGAUGAAGGCGCUCCGAGGGAUGGUGAAUGAGCUGUCGUCGGCCGUCAGCGGGAGCAGACCGACCGCCGCCGCGGCCUCCGCCGCCGCCGCCUCCCGGGAACAUGUGAUGUCCGUGAGCCGGGAUUACCUCUCCCAGCCCCGCCUCACCUAUAAGACGGUGUCUGGAGUCAACGGGCCGCUGGUGAUUCUGGAUCAGGUGAAGUUUCCGAAGUACGCCGAGAUCGUCCAUCUCACGCUGCCGGAUGGGACCCAGAGGAGCGGCCAGGUGCUGGAGGUCAGCGGCUCCAAAGCCGUGGUGCAGGUGUUUGAAGGGACGUCCGGCAUCGACGCCAAGAAUACCAGCUGUGAGUUCACCGGGGACAUCUUACGGACACCCGUCUCUGAGGACAUGUUGGGCCGUGUGUUUAAUGGAUCUGGUAAACCUAUCGACAGAGGACCAGCGGUCCUGGCUGAAGACUUCCUGGACAUCAUGGGUCAGCCCAUAAACCCCCAGUGUCGUAUCUACCCUGAGGAGAUGAUCCAGACCGGCAUAUCUGCCAUCGAUGGCAUGAACAGCAUCGCCAGGGGGCAGAAAAUCCCCAUCUUCUCUGCUGCUGGGCUGCCACACAAUGAGAUUGCCGCCCAGAUCUGCCGCCAGGCCGGGUUGGUGAAGAAGUCCAAAGACGUGAUGGACUACAGCGAGGACAACUUCGCCAUCGUGUUUGCGGCCAUGGGGGUGAACAUGGAGACCGCUCGCUUCUUCAAGUCUGACUUUGAGGAGAACGGAUCCAUGGACAACGUCUGUUUGUUCCUGAACCUGGCCAACGACCCCACCAUCGAGCGAAUCAUCACACCGCGUUUAGCUCUGACAUCAGCGGAGUAUCUGGCCUAUCAGUGUGAGAAGCACGUCCUGGUCAUCCUCACCGACAUGAGCUCCUACGCAGAGGCUCUCCGAGAGGUGUCUGCAGCCAGAGAGGAAGUACCGGGCCGCCGAGGUUUCCCCGGUUACAUGUACACGGACCUGGCCACCAUCUCAAUCACUUAUAGACAAAAACGAAGGGAAAUAUGGAUCAGGUUGAAACAUUUGAACAUUGUGUGGUUGUGUCUCCCAGACAUCACCCAUCCUAUUCCUGACCUGACGGGCUACAUCACCGAGGGACAAAUCUACGUGGACCGACAACUCCACAACAGACAGAUCUAUCCUCCGAUCAACGUGCUGCCGUCUCUCUCUCGUCUCAUGAAGUCUGCCAUCGGGGAGGGGAUGACCCGCAGGGACCACUCGGAUGUCUCCAACCAGCUCUACGCGUGCUACGCCAUAGGGAAGGACGUCCAGGCCAUGAAGGCGGUGGUGGGGGAGGAGGCUCUGACAGCUGACGACCUGCUCUAUCUGGAGUUCCUCACCAAGUUUGAGAAAAACUUCAUCGCCCAAGGCGCCUACGAGAACCGCACUGUGUUUGAGACUCUGGACAUCGGAUGGCAGCUGAUGAGGAUCUUCCCCAAAGAGAUGCUGAAGAGGAUUCCUCAGAGCACCUUGGCUGAGUUUUACCCGCGAGAAGCCAAACGUUAACCAAACACACGCUCGCUUUCAGUUUUCCCCGCGAAAAACCAAACAUUAACUGAACAAACUCACACACUCGUCUCCACCGGUUGUGCCGCUUUCAUCUGUUCUCUCAGACUACAUUUACAUCGCUACGUUUUGGUUUGAAAAGGAAUGUCUUCUGCUACGUUUCCCUUCUCAUUCCCCCUGCUCUGGCGUUUCCCCCUCUCAUUCCCCCUGCUCUGGUGUUUCCCCCUCUC
Molecule: messenger RNA, 1844 nt
Organism: Perca fluviatilis (European perch)
Lineage: Eukaryota; Metazoa; Chordata; Actinopteri; Perciformes; Percidae
Product: V-type proton ATPase subunit B, brain isoform-like
Exons: 14
Coding region: 64-1614 (516 amino acids)
Biological process (GO): ATP metabolic process; proton transmembrane transport
Cellular component (GO): proton-transporting V-type ATPase, V1 domain
Molecular function (GO): ATP binding; proton-transporting ATPase activity, rotational mechanism
Source: RefSeq, a predicted model, not a curated record